This is a messenger RNA of Pseudonaja textilis, 2813 nucleotides long. It is a transcript of the gene UBE2V2, whose product is annotated as ubiquitin conjugating enzyme E2 V2. NCBI's taxonomy places the organism in Eukaryota, Metazoa, Chordata, Lepidosauria, Squamata, Elapidae. The record is from RefSeq and is a predicted model, not a curated record.
CCGUCAGUGUGUUUCCGGCUGGUGGGGGAGGGGUUUGGACAAGAUGGCUGGAUCCACAGUUAAAGUCCCUCGUAAUUUUCGCUUGUUGGAAGAACUUGAAGAGGGACAAAAAGGAGUAGGAGAUGGUACAGUAAGCUGGGGGCUGGAAGAUGAUGAAGACAUGACACUUACACGGUGGACAGGCAUGAUUAUUGGACCACCAAGGACAAAUUAUGAAAACAGAAUAUACAGCUUGAAAGUAGAGUGUGGGCCUAAAUAUCCUGAAGCACCUCCAACAGUUAGAUUUGUAACUAAAAUUAAUAUGAAUGGAAUAAAUAAUUCCAAUGGAAUGGUGGAUGCACGGAGCAUACCAGUGUUAGCAAAAUGGCAAAAUUCUUAUAGCAUUAAAGUUCUACUUCAAGAGUUAAGGCGUCUAAUGAUGUCCAAAGAAAAUAUGAAGCUUCCACAACCUCCAGAAGGGCAAACUUACAACAAUUAAUUUUAGCUGAAUCCCAAACUUGUCUUAAACAACUUCUACUUAUGUUAAUGUCUUGAUUCAAUUUCACAAUGCAAACCACCCACACAUUAAGAGUUUCUGCUGGUGUAUAUGAUCUGGACAUUGAAAGAAUAUAUAUGUAUAUGUAUGCCCCAUAUGUUUUCAGGCACAAUCAGAGAAAAAAGGCAGCACAAUUUUUUCCUCUUUACCAAGCACUAUCAUUUUAAGCAUAAGCCUGAAGUAGCCUAAAUUUGGAACUCCAGUGUUUCAAGAUGAGCGCAUGAUCGGAAGUGUCAGGUUGCUGUGGAAUAAUGUUUCAGAAACUUUUUGCAAGAAGAAAAAAAAAACUAAUGGCAUGCUUUAUCCAUCUUGCUUUAGUGAAAGAGCUGCAGAUUAAAACAAUUAAGUAGCAGGUACUGCAAAUACCAUUGCUCAAUUUGUUUAAUUUUUGCAAUGUGUGGGUGCUGACUGCUAGUAGUGUUUCAGAAUAUGGUCAGGAUUGUUUUGAUACUUGUAUUUAUAAAAUGGGGGAAUGAUUUUCUUUUAAGCAGCUCCUGUGUGUUUCAUGUAAUGGACAUUGCAAAUAUUUGUUUACAGUCUUCGUUCUAAUAAACCAUGCAUUUAAGUUUUAGUGAAACCAACAAACAAAAAAAGGAAAUAGGUGUAUGGAUAUGUGAUUGAGAAUAAAGUUAGUCUUCAAAUGUAAAUAAAAUGUGAAAAAUAUCCCCCGAGGCUGUGCUAUUUCUAAAUUUACACUGGCAGUACCCUACAAGAUUGAUAAGUCAAAUGUUGCUCCUAAUCUUGUCUUAAUUACUCUUUUUCUUGGUAUCUAGGCUGCUGGAGCAAUUUUAGUGGAACCAGUUAUAUUAGACUCUGCAUGUGUUAUUCUUUUUCUUUAAUUUUGAACUAAAUGGCCCUCUAAUUGUAACCUUUUUGCUUUUGUGAUGCUCAGUUCGUAUGUUGAAUUCUUAAACUCUCUUUGCUAUUAGCAGAUAUAGUAUUAAAAAUAAUAAGAGGGGAAAGAUGCAACUCCUUGUAAGUAUGUUGUAGCUGACUUUUUAGGUGCUUUUGUGUUUUGUGCAAUUGCUGCUCGAUGGUUCAAGGAGCCUUAGAUGGACAUUAAGGUGUUGAAAAUUCAUUCUGCCUUAUAUUUUUUUCCCUUUCAUAUUGAUUGAAAUACGCAUGCAAACCCCUUCUUCUACAAAUAGAUGUCUGUUAUUCAUAUGCCAGCAACUAAGGUACUAUCUAGGGUACAAGAAGCUUCUGAUCUGUGUAGCCAUUGUGGAUGGAUAAUUUAUUAGUUCAGCCUAAUCUUGUUUGCAGGAUGUAAAUAUUAAUUCUAAAAAUAUUUUAUUUUUGCCACCUUUGUUUUACAUGAGAGGAGACAUUAAUUUAGGAAUAAAUUCUUUUUUUUUCUUUGUUCCUUUUAAAUUAAUGAACAGGGUAAGCAGCUGUUUAAGGGAUGCUUUCUGCUAAAAAAAUGUUAAAAUUUUGUUUCAUGAAUUGCAGUUUGCAGCUUCUACCUUCAGAAUAAAUGGAAAUCAAAAGGUUAAUUCAUAUUUUCAGAUAUAUUAAAAGUAAACAGCAGUUUCUUCAUGAUGUGGCCUUCAUAACUACAUGUUACACGUUUUAUAUUUGGGUAUCUAUAUCUUACAAAUUGUCUUAUAGGAAAUUGCCCUAAAUAUACACAUGGUAAGUAAGCCUAAAACCUGAGUUCCCAAAUGUAUUUUGCUAGAUUAUGAGCUUUCUGAAUGUAAUGGAACUUAAUUUUUUAGUGUGUAUGUAUUAUAUUUACAUGCAUACAUUCUUUUAUCAUAGCUCCUACCAUUUUGAGAAAAAACCCUCCACUAUGAUAAUCUAAUCAUAAGAAGGCUUUCUUUUUGAAAAAUUCUGAUAGAUACAUUUCCAAAGUGACCAGCUUUUCCAUUUUCAUUCCACUAUAAUUUAUUGAUACAUAAUAUUACUCUUUCCUUGAUAAGGAUUAUAUCUGGACUUAAUUUGAUAAACUAGGAGUAUAUAUAUGACUGACUACCUGAUUCUACAUACAAGAUCUAGAUCACAUGAACUGAGGUGCCAGGAGUGAAAAGUGUGGAACAGUAUGACUGGGCAGCUGCAAAAAACAACUGGAGGAGCCUUGAAGGUUGAUGAAUUAUUCCCCUAAAGCCACUUUGUGCCUUUUCCCUUUAAAGCUUGGCAACUUUUCAGUGUAAUGAUAUUAAUAAGUUUAUAAAAACAAAAUUCCUUGAGCACAGAGCCAUGUAUAGACAGGGCAACUUGACAUCAGCCUUAAAUUAUCUGUUUGGUGGUGUAAAAUAUGUAUAUGAGAUAACAGUAUAAA